This is a messenger RNA of Chrysoperla carnea, 1316 nucleotides long. RefSeq names its product cuticle protein-like. The record is from RefSeq and is a predicted model, not a curated record. NCBI's taxonomy places the organism in Eukaryota, Metazoa, Arthropoda, Insecta, Neuroptera, Chrysopidae. Gene Ontology annotation, cellular component: extracellular matrix. The transcript has 2 exons. Bases 90 to 1286 code for a protein of 398 amino acids.
CAUGAAAACUUAUCUUACCCUCGUUUCUUGGACAGUGUAUUACCACAAUUAAUUAAAGAACCAUUGUAUUUUUCAAUAAAUAAAAUAUAAUGGCGUUUAAAUUUGUGGUGUUCGCUACGUGUUUGGUAGCUGUGGUAAAUGCUGGAUAUAUAAAUCCGGUUGCUGUUAAUCAUGCUGGUCUAGAACAUUAUCCAACACAUUACACUGGCGGUUAUGUACCUGAAGCAGUUCCUACAUUUAACGCACAUCAUACAGCGGCACCAGUAUUCGCAUACGCACCAAUAGCUAAAACAUUAGACGAUGAAUAUUCAAUACCAAAUUAUACAUUCGAAUACGGUGUUAAUGAUCCAACAACUGGAGAUGUAAAAUCACAACACGAAACACGUUAUGGUGAUAAAGUGAAAGGAUAUUACAGUUUAAAUGAACCCGAUGGUACAAAACGUGUUGUUCACUACACCGCUGAUGAUCAAAACGGUUUUCAAGCAGUUGUUGAAAAAAUUGGACAUGCCGUACAUCCAGUGAAAUUUGUUAAUCCAGCAAAAUUAUACAGCAAAGAAUUUACACACGCACCAAUCGCAUAUGGAGCAUACGCUGAUCCACAUGGACAUCCCAAUUAUUAUACCUUAUCCACACCUUACGAAAAUCCUGCCCCAAUUUAUCAUCAACAACCAACCAUUAUUCCAAACGGGGGUAUUCUAUCAAAACCAAUUGUUGUUGCUGAACCAGAAUAUGCAUUACCUGCUCCAAGACCAGAAGUAGUAUACUCUGCAAAACCUGACAUUGUUUAUGCAACACAACCACAGUAUGUUGAAGCGCAACCACAGUUUGUUCAAACACAACCACAGUUUGUUGCAUCACCAAAAUAUAUUGCGCAAGCUAAACCACAAAUAAUUUCUGUACAAAAACCAGAAUAUGUAGAACAUUUUCAACCAAUUGCCAAAGAACACCAUAUACCAAACUACGGACAUUCAGCUGCAUUUAUUAAACCAGAAUAUAGUGUAAUUGGCAAACAAAACUUUGUUCCUGUCCUCAAACCACAACGGUACGUACUAAGCGCCCAAGAUGCUCAUGCUGAGCCACAUUAUGCAACAAUUCCACAAGCGCACUAUGAAAAUGUGCCUGUACAAUAUGAAGCAGUUAAUAAUCAUCAUUCCACACAUGAUUCUUAUUCUGUUCCUCAUCCUGUUUCCCACGAAAGCUAUGAAGUUCCACAUCAAUAUGACAGUUAUUCCCUUCCACACGGCUACGAUCAUUCAUCUCACGAAACAUAUUCACACGAUUAUUAAGAAAAAAAAUUUAAUAGUAUUCUUUUUGUA